Olea europaea var. sylvestris is the source of this 2083-nucleotide messenger RNA. Its product is annotated as pentatricopeptide repeat-containing protein At3g20730. The record is from RefSeq and is a predicted model, not a curated record. Bases 56 to 1846 code for a protein of 596 amino acids. The transcript has 2 exons. Gene Ontology annotation, biological process: RNA modification. Gene Ontology annotation, cellular component: intracellular membrane-bounded organelle. NCBI's taxonomy places the organism in Eukaryota, Viridiplantae, Streptophyta, Magnoliopsida, Lamiales, Oleaceae. Gene Ontology annotation, molecular function: RNA binding; protein binding.
AUUUUCACCAACUUGCAAAUAAAUUGCACCAGGAAACAGUUGGUGAUAUUCAGUAAUGCCACCGUUAACAUCAUUGAAAUCCAUAGUAGAAUCACUUUGUGAUUUGAAAAAAUUACGAGAAGCACUGUGGUUGAUUUUAUCGCGUCCUCUCGAAAAAUACCAUUAUUGUCUCAGCUCAAAAGUUCUUCAGCUAUGCAUCGAGUUAAAAUCCAGAAAAUCAGGCCAUCUGAUUCACGGCCACCUCAUAACAAAUGGGAUUCCUCUAAACACCUUCCUUAUCACCAAACUGAUCGUAUUCUACUCAAAAAUUGGUGAUAUGGAAAGUGCUGGUAAACUGUUUGAUAGAAUGCCUAAGAGGGACGUGGUCCCCUGGACUGCAUUGAUAUCCGGGUAUUCUCAAAACGGGGAUUCAGAAAAGGCUUUGAAGAUAUUUUCUGCUAUGCAUAAGGAAGGCGUGAAAGCUAAUCAAUUCACUUAUGGGAGUGCAUUAAGUGCGUGCACGAACUUAAUGUGUUUGGAGAGAGGGAAGCAAAUACAGGGAUGUGUGCAGAAGGGUAGGUAUGUAGAGAACUUAUUUGUGCUGAGUGCAUUGGUUGAUUUGCAUUCAAAGAGUGGGAAAAUGGAGGAUGCUUAUCGUGUCUUCCAGUUGAUGGAGCAUAGGGACUUGGUCUCUUGGAACACAAUGAUUGGGGGAUAUGUGGUCCAGGGGUUCAAUGAAGAUGCUUUUUUAGUGUUCCGUAUGAUGCUCCGAGAAGGCAUGGUUCCAGACUACUUUAGCUUUGGAAGAAUUCUGAGUGCCUCUGUUGGAAGUGGUGGGCUCAUGAAAGUCAGCCUUCUUCAUGGAUACAUCAUUCAGCUCGGCUUUGCAUCGCAUACAUCUUUGUGCGGAUCCUUAAUUGAUGCCUAUGUAAAAUGUGGAAGCACAACCAGUGCGAAUCAAGUAUACAAGUUUAUGCAGUACAAAGACAUAAUAUCAUGCACUGCAUUGAUCACGGGGUAUGCUCGUGAAGGUACAAAUAGUAUUGAUGCGUUGGAACUUUUCAGUGAUGCACAUAGAAAUGUGGGAGUUGAUGAUGUCUUGUUGUGUUCCAUGCUCAACAUUUGUGCCAAUAUGGCAUCACUGAACUUGGGAAGACAAUUACAUGCUAUGGCAAUGAAAUAUCAGAACCAGCAUGAUGUGGCCAUAGGCAACGUCCUCAUUGACAUGUACUCAAAAUCAGGAGUACUUGAAUUCGCCAGACGCGUUUUCAAUGAGAUGGAGGAGAAAAAUAUAAUUUCAUGGACAUCGCUAAUCACUGGUUAUGGUAAGCAUGGCUAUGGACACCAGGCAGUUGCACUCUAUGAAAAGAUGGAAGAUGAAGGAUUGAAGCCAAAUGACAUAACAUUCCUGUCUCUUCUGUUUGCUUGUAGCCACAGUGGUUUAAUUGUCCGAGGAUGGGAAUGCUUUAGUAAUAUGGUUAGCAAACACAACAUCUUGCCGAGAGCUGAGCAUUAUUCUUGUUUGGUGGACCUUUUUGCACGCACAGGUCGUUUGGAAGAAGCUUAUGAUUUAGUAUGCAAAAUGAAUGCCAAGUCUAAUCCCUCACUUUGGGGUACAAUUCUUGGUGCAUGUAGCAUCCAUGGAAACGUGAUUCUUGGAGAAAUAGCUGGUAAGCGUCUGUUUAACAUGGAGCCUGAGAACCCAGUGAACCAUGUGGUUCUAUCAAGUAUUUAUGCUGCAGCUGGCUUGUGGGACAAUGCAGGGAAGACACGAGAAUUGAUGGAAGAGAAAAGUUUGUUGAAAAAUACUGGGUGCAGCCUAUUUCAAUCCUUGAUUACGAACAAUGAUCUUCUGCAAACGAGUUGAAGUAAAAAAAGAAUUCACAGGUGCUACAUUUCCCCCUUACAUUUUGGAUGACAUUCCUCCAUGUAGAUGAGAUCUGGCCAUUGAUGGAAAAAAGUGGUGUUUAAAUCAAUGUAGAAAAAAUUGCCACCUUAAAAAAUGUCAAAACUUAUUUCAAAGUUGUACCUAUAGCAGAAGUGAUUUCAAAUAUGUAGAUUAUAAGGGAGAAAGUGAGAAUUUUAAGAACCAUCUUCUGGCUGA